CAAGUGCGACUACCUGCAUUGCACCUUGCCUAACCCUAGCCAUGGAGAACGACGGCGUCCCCAACGGACCAGCGGCGCCGGCGCCUACCCAGGCGACCCCGGAGGUGCGGGAGCAGGACCGGCUGAUGCCGAUCGCAAACGUGAUCCGCAUCAUGCGCCGCGCGCUCCCUGCCCACGCCAAGAUCUCCGACGAAGCCAAGGAGGCGAUCCAGGAAUGCGUGUCGGAGUUCAUCAGCUUCGUCACCGGCGAGGCCAACGAACGGUGCCGCAUGCAGCGCCGCAAGACCGUCAACGCCGAAGACAUCGUGUGGGCCCUAAACCGCCUCGGCUUCGACGACUACGUCGUGCCCCUCAGCGUCUUCCUGGAGCGCAUGCGCAACCCCGAGGCGGGGACAGGUGGUGCCGCUGCAGGCUACAGCCGCGCCGUGACGAGUGCGCCUCCCCGUGCGGCCCCGCCUGUGAUCCAUGCCGUGCCGCUGCAGGCUCGGCGCCCGAUGUACGCGCCCCCAGCUCCGGUGCAGGCUCAUAAUCAGAUGCAGCGGCCUGUGUAUGCUCCCCCGGCUCCGGUACAGGUUCAGAUGCAGCAGGCCAUCUACGGGCCCCGGGCUCCAGUGCACGGGUACGCCGUCGGAAUGGCACCCGUGCGGGCCAACGUCGGCGGGCAGUACCAGGUGUUCGGCGGAGAGCGUGUCAUGGGCCAGCAAUACUACGGGUACGGUUACGGGGAAGGAGCAUACGGCGCAGGUAGCAGCAACGGAGGAGCCGGCAUUGGCGACGAGGAGAGCUCGUCCAACGGCGUGCCGGCGCCGGGGGAGGGCAAGGGGGAGCCAGAGCUAGAGCCAGCAGCAGAAGAAUCGCAGGACAAGCCCGUCCAAUCUGGCUAGCCGCGUGGGCGGCGCGCGCGUUAGCUUCUGCAUCCUGCUUACUGGAAUAAUUUGCCGUGUCGAUCCGGCCAUGGUUUGUGUGUGCGUACUGCUUAUCUAAUGUGGGCUUGUCCUUUAGUAAUUCAUGUACUGCUUAUCUAAUGUGGGCUUGUCCUCUAGUAAUUCAUGUACUCUUUGCUGUUAAAGUUAUUGUCGUUUAAUUUGGUUUUGCUUAA
Messenger RNA from Triticum urartu, 1099 nucleotides. RefSeq lists its product as uncharacterized. Gene Ontology annotation, molecular function: DNA-binding transcription activator activity, RNA polymerase II-specific; RNA polymerase II cis-regulatory region sequence-specific DNA binding; protein heterodimerization activity. Gene Ontology annotation, biological process: regulation of transcription by RNA polymerase II. NCBI's taxonomy places the organism in Eukaryota, Viridiplantae, Streptophyta, Magnoliopsida, Poales, Poaceae. Gene Ontology annotation, cellular component: nucleus; CCAAT-binding factor complex. The record is from RefSeq and is a predicted model, not a curated record.